AUGUCCAAGCUCAUCACCGUCUCCGGCGCAACAGGCACCCAAGGCGGCUCCGUAACAAAAUCCAUCCUCGCCGACCCAGAAUUGUCAAAAGAAUUCAAAAUCCGCGCUAUAACACGCGAUGUCAUGAAACCCACGGCCAAGAAGCUCGCGGAGCAAGGUGUUGAACUAAUCAAUGCCGACCUGAACUCCAAAGAGUCCGUCUCAGCAGCACUCAAAGGGUCCCAUACGGUGUACCUAGUCACCAACUUCUGGGAAACCGCCAACCCCGCCGACGAGAUCCGGCAAGGCAAGAACGUCGCCGACGCGGCGAAAGAAGCCGGCGUGCAGCACCUUAUCUUCUCCUCCCUGCUGAACGUAACAAAAACCACCAACGGCCGGCUAACGCACGUCUCGCACUUCGACGGCAAGGCCGAGAUAGAAGACUAUAUCAAGCAGUCCGGCGUGCCCUGCACGUUCGUCCUCGCCGGGUAUUACAUGUCAAACUGUCUCGGCGUGCUUAGCGAAGACGAUGACGGGGUCUACACACUCACGUACCCCGUCAGCGCAUACGCCAAGUUCCCGUUGUUCGACGCGGGAGAGGACAUGGGCAAGUUUGUCGCCGCUGCGAUCAAAGCGCACGAUUCCAGCACGCUGCCUAACGGCGCCCAUGUCCUCGCCGCCUCCGCAUACUACACCCCGCCGGAGAUCCUCGAGACCUUCGCCGACGUGACCGGCCACGCGACGCGCUUCGUGCAGGUCUCGCCAGAGCAGUAUAAGUCUUUCCUGCCGGCGCAGAUGGCCGACGAGAUAUUGGAGAACCACCUGUUCAUCGAAGAUCCGGGAUAUUUCGAUGGUGCGGACUUGGAAGCGAGUUUGAAACUGCUUGAGGAUGUGGGCCGGAAGCCGACGACGUGGAGGGAGUUUUUGGAAAGGAACAAGGGGACUUGGCAGUAA
Messenger RNA from Coniosporium apollinis CBS 100218, 933 nucleotides. RefSeq lists its product as uncharacterized. Lineage: Eukaryota; Fungi; Ascomycota; Dothideomycetes. The coding region runs from base 1 to 933 and encodes 310 amino acids. The transcript has 2 exons. The record is from RefSeq and is a predicted model, not a curated record.